AUGCGCGUGGCCGUCAUCGGGGCCGGGGUGAUCGGCCUCUCCACCGCCCUCUGCAUCCACCAGCAGUUCCAUAGCCUGGUGCCCUCCCUGGACAUGGAGGUCUAUGCAGACCACUACACUCCCCACACCACCAGUGACGGGGCAGCUGGCUUGUGGCAGCCCUACCUGAGCGACCAGGGCAACCUGCAGGAGACGGAAGUGAGGAGGGAGCCGGUGCUCUGGAACAAAGAGACGUUUGAUUACCUCCUCAGGCACCUGGGCUCACCAGCAGCGAGGGAAAUGGGACUUUUCCUCAUUUCUGGCUACAACUUGUUCACGCAGCCUGUGCCGGACCCAUCUUGGAAGAACAUUGUCCUGGGAUUCAGGAACUUAACACCAAAAGAGCUUGAACUCUUCCCUGGCUACAGCUACGGGUGGUUCAACACGGCGCUGAUGCUGGAGGGCAGGAGUUACCUGCCUUGGCUCACCAGCAGGUUAACUGAGAGAGGAGUAAAGUUUUUCCAUAAGAAGAUUGAAUCUUUCCAGGAGCUGUUUGCCCAGGGUGUGGACGUUGUCAUUAACUGCACAGGGGUGCGUGCUGGGCACCUGCAGCCUGACCCGGAGCUACAGCCCGGCCGAGGACAGGUCAUCAAGGUCCAGGCCCCCUGGGUGAAGCAUUUCAUCAUCACCCAUGACAUCAAGUCUGGUAUCUACAACUCGCCGUACAUCAUACCGGGGAGUGAGUUCACGGUCUUGGGAGGGAUCUACCAGCACGGCAACUGGAGCGAAGAAAACAGUGCCCAGGAUCACAAAACCAUCUGGGACAACUGCUGCAGGCUGCUCCCUGCCCUCCAGGUGAUACACAACUACGGCCACGGCGGGGUCGGGAUCACCAUCCACUGGGGCUGUGCCAGGGAGGCAGCCAGGCUGUUUGGGAACAUCCUGCAGGAGAAGCAGCCAGGCAGCCCCCCUUGCCCAUGA
Chaetura pelagica (chimney swift) is the source of this 960-nucleotide messenger RNA. It is a transcript of the gene DAO, whose product is annotated as D-amino-acid oxidase. Lineage: Eukaryota; Metazoa; Chordata; Aves; Apodiformes; Apodidae. Bases 1 to 960 code for a protein of 319 amino acids. The transcript has 9 exons. The record is from RefSeq and is a predicted model, not a curated record. Gene Ontology annotation, molecular function: D-amino-acid oxidase activity; FAD binding.